Lactuca saligna is the source of this 1203-nucleotide messenger RNA. The record is from the annotation of a GenBank genome assembly. NCBI's taxonomy places the organism in Eukaryota, Viridiplantae, Streptophyta, Magnoliopsida, Asterales, Asteraceae.
AUGGGCUGGGUCUCAAAUGUUUGUCAUUUGCUGUUCAAUUGCUCUUCUUCUUCCACACCCCCUUUGUCCUCUCUGUCGGAUUUUGUUCCAUCUGUGUUGCCCUCGAUGGAUGUUGCUUUUAUCCCUAAUUUUGGAAGUCGGUCCACCGAAAUUACAGAAGUGGUUGAUUGUUAUGGAUUAACUCCACCGUUGAUUCUUGGUAAGGGUGGACGAAUGGCAGCUAUAAACUUGGAGUCAAGAGCAGCUUUACUUGCAGCAGAACAGGUGAUGCAUCGCGAAAUCUUGGUGUUAAUUAGGAGCAUAAUGGUGUUACUUGGUCCUAUGCUAUGGGGAACAUUACUAGCAGACAUUGUUAUUCAAAUGCUUGGAACUGAUUAUGCAAGAAUCUUGCGUGCAAUUUAUGCGUUUCCACAGGUCGCUGGUGAUGGUCUAUCGGUGAAUAUCCCCAGAAUGUCAAAGAAUCAACUCUAUGAUAUCAUGUCCCAGAUGAAGAACCAAGAUCAAGCGAGACAAAUCUUGAUUCAAAACCCUUUACUCACUAAAGCUCUCUUGCAGACCUAUUCCUGGUUUCUAAUUCUCCUUCAACAAAUCAACGUUUACGGUUCCAUACCAAAUCCACAGGUCAUUGUAUCUUGGAACGGACUUGUAGUUUCAUCAUAUGCUAGAGCAUCCAAGAUCCUCAUGAACGAACCUGAUGUAACAAAAUUCAAUUUUCAUGUUGCUGGAAUUGAUGAUGAGGUGUUCCCUAACAAAACUAGAGGUGGUUAUUUUAACACCACAGGAGAAUAUGAGAAUGAUACUUUGCUGCUCAACUCAACCUAUCUGUCAACUUGUGCAAUAUAUUUGGGCUCCAGACAUGACAUGUUGCUUGAGAAGCUUAUAUAUGAUGUAUGCAACUACUACCCCACCCUUGCAGAAAGUUUAAAGGCUUUCGCAAGAUCUGAAGAGUGUUAUAUAGCCUUUAUCCUAUGUUAUCUUGUUUGUAAGAAAGCGUGCUCAGGCUUUGGGUUCAGGGAGGAGGUUGUAUAUUUACAUUCCGAUGGCGAGGAUAACGACGAUGAUGAAACCGGAUCCGACAGUGAAUUAAUCUCCGCUCAAAACAAUUUCGGCUUCAUCACCGCUUCUCAAUCUCAAAGCAGUUCCAUUGAUCCCUGGCCUCAAACUUAUAGGUUCUCAUCAUUCAUUUCGAGCAUUGACCAUUGA